Messenger RNA from Asterias rubens (European starfish), 1780 nucleotides. RefSeq lists its product as uncharacterized. NCBI's taxonomy places the organism in Eukaryota, Metazoa, Echinodermata, Asteroidea, Forcipulatida, Asteriidae. The coding region runs from base 157 to 573 and encodes 138 amino acids. The transcript has 3 exons. The record is from RefSeq and is a predicted model, not a curated record.
GCUUCCCAGCCAUCUUUAAUGGGCACACCUGAUCACGUGCUUGUUCUUUUUUUGGGGUAAAAGAAACAGGUCUCUGGUGGGUAAAAAUACUCGGUAGCACACAAUUUCGAACGUACAUGUACAUGUACCCAACUCAGUCAAUUCAAGCAGUUCACCAUGGCGAAUGGCAGCGAGGCAACCGACAACAUCAGCUUUCACCUUAAUACACUUCCUUCUAUAGGUGCAAGGCAAAGGGAACCUCAAGAGCAAGAUCCACAAAUCCUGUCGACAAGUCCCAAUAAUGCUUCCAUACGACAGCUCCGAUGCGGAGACACUGCAGAGUUCAAACUUACUUAUUGGGUCUUCAAAGGACCGGCGAAGAUUAUCUGGAAAUUCGUGGGUGACAACAAGUGGGGAAACAUGGGCUACUUCAAGGGGAAAUCUUAUAAACGCAACUUCGAAUUUGCGUUCACUAUCUCAAAUGUACAUGCUGGUCACAGUGGGAGAUAUGUCGUGGAGAUUUUCGACAAGAAACGUGCCGAAAUAUUUGGCAGUAACCCAAUAACCAUGGAAUGGAACGUGAAGGUCAUCUGAUGUCGAGGUCAAAACUCUCCACCACUGGUAGUCUACUAGAAUCUGCACGACACAUCUGUUCUUGAUUUCACUCUUACAAAAUCCUCAGACCCACACAUCCACUCCCUUUUCAAAGACUACAGUACUGGCGAUUUAAAAAAAAAAGUAGCAGUUUCAUUUAAAAAAUUACCCAGACAUAGACAGGCGAUACCAAGAACAAUCACUACAACUUUCGAUUAGCCAACAUUCGUAUAAGAAAAGGGUAUUUAAUUGAGAAAAAUUAAUAUUUCCUUGAAUUCGUGUUAAUAAAAAUACAUCCCUUUUAUCCUGAUGUUUUACAAAGAAAAAGUCACAAACCUUUAUGUACUGUUUAUCUUAAUAUUUUUUAACCUGUUCUAAAAGGUAUUCUACUUACACCAAUUUUGAAACAAAACACAAUCCAACCACAUCAGACAUGUCAGAAAAUGUCAAAUAAUUAUUUUGUGCACGUUCACAUAAAGUGCAUGUUUGAUUGCUCAAAUCUAAAUGAACACCAGUGUCAAAGUUGUAUCAAUAUUUUAAAACUAAUUAAUGAAAGAAAUUUAUUGUCCCUUGUAAAUAGUUACAUCCAGAUGUAACUCACACUAUUUACUUAAAUCACAAUAUUUACAAGGGACAAGAAAUUUCUUUCAUUAAUUAGUUGUUAAAUUUGGGAACAACUUUGAGAUUGAUUAAUUUUAACUGAAGUUCCAAUGAGCACACACUCCAACCAAACCAAACCAAACAGAACAAUCGACACAUUUUGUGCCAUUCACUUAAAAGCCCCUUUCCCAUUACUCCAAUCAAAAUAAACACCCUUUGAAAUACAUAGUUAAAUAAGAACUUAAAGGCAACAUUUGGGCUCAAUAAUGUUUUUUUUUGCAUGAUAUCUGAUCCUACUCUUUUGACUCAAGAAAAAAUCUAUCGGAAUAUUUAGAAAGGUUAUUUUGUUCGAAUUCCAAUAAUUUUAAAGGAUAUUUUUUCCCACGAUUGGCAUCUCGUUUCGUUUUAUGAUUUAAGAGUUAAAUCUCAAGGCCAAAUAGUAACAACAGGUUUGCAAUUAUGAUCCGCACUUGUUACCGAAAUUUAUCUGGAUUUUUAAAUCUGGAUCAGUAAAGAGUGCAGAUUUUAAGACAUCUUUGAAUUGCAAUGUUGCGCAUUUCAAAUAAAGUGGUCAUUUACAAAACGUACAUGCGUACAUGAACUCUCA